This is a messenger RNA of Cuscuta europaea, 2546 nucleotides long. The record is from the annotation of a GenBank genome assembly. NCBI's taxonomy places the organism in Eukaryota, Viridiplantae, Streptophyta, Magnoliopsida, Solanales, Convolvulaceae.
ACGCACUCGAACAACCCCAACAUUGGCUGUAUAAAUACAUUAAAACGCUCGAAUACGGUCAAUAAUCGCUCGGGGCCAUAAAUGUUCGAACAAUCUGUUAGGACAGAGAAGGUGUUUCAGACAGAGAUAACGGACAUUAGUGAUUUCAGAGAGAGGGAACCUGAGAAGAAGUUUGCCUGUUCUAUACACAGGGAGUUGCACUGCGAAGAAAAGGACGAAGAAGCCGUUUUCCGAUCUGGAAUGAGACUUGCCGGGAAAUGUAGUGCCGUUGAAGGCAGUAAUGAGGGUGAGAGUACUAGUGGUGGCUGCAGCGGUGACGCCCUCUUCGGAGGGGGGAGAGGAUUGGUGGCCGUAGUGGGGGUGAAAUUGGAUUCGGGGAGUAAGGAACUAUUGACUUGGGUUCUCGUUAAAAUUGCCCAGCCUGGAGAUAGCGUCAUUGCUCUGCAUAUCUUCAAUCCUGAUAGCGAUAAGUCGGAGAUGCUCUCACUGGUGAAGACUCUUGACUCAAUGAUGGCCGCUUAUGAAGGCUUCUGCAACUUAAAACAGGUUAAUCUUAAGUUCAAGGUGUGUAGAGGGUCUCCAGCUCGUAAGGUUCUGGCUAGUGAGGCAAUUAUCUACAAAGCACCAAUUUUGGUUGUUGGUACUUCAAGCACCCAUCAUAGUAUUAGAUCAUCGGUUUCACUUGCAAAGUACUGUGCCAGGAAGGUCGGGAAGAGCAUCUCUGUUAUUGCUGUCAAUAAUGGUAAGGUUGUCUUUCACAGAGUAGCAACUACUUCUAUUGGCCAGGGAUCACACAUGUUUGAUGUGCUUGAAUUGAGUUCGAAGAGUAAGACCUUGACUAAAAGUCCUUUGAGUUUCCCUCCAAAGGCAGAUCCAGAGGACAGUUCUUUCACACAGCUACCAUCGUCAAAUAGUGGCAAAGUGUGUACUUCUCUAGCCUUGGUACCUUAUAAGACAAUGGAUGUGCGAGACCCAAAUUCAGGAUCAGCAUUGCUCAGAAAAGUAUUUCACCAGAACACAAAAUCUGGUAAGCGUUCUGCAAAAACGUCUUCUGAAUUGCAGUGGGUUAGAGAAAUACAAUGUGAACAAUCUCUCAGAGUUACCCACCUUGUGGAUGAUAAACAAAGUGUAUAUGAUGAGGAGUAUCUUCCUUCGAACUCGAAUGUUGUAGAAGGUUCAAAUGAGAGCUCCAGCUUUCAAAUUCACAAGGAAGUAGAGUGCCUUUCCGAGAAGUAUUCACAAAGAUGCAGGCUGUUUGGUUACCAGGAACUUCUGACAGCAACUUCUAAUUUUCUGAAUGAAAAUUUAAUUGGAAAAGGUGGCAGCAGCAAGGUAUACAAAGGGUGUCUUCCAGAUGGGAUGGAGUUUGCAGUGAAGAUUUUUAAGCCAUCAGAAGUUGUAGUAAAACAAUUUUGUUCAGAAAUAGAGAUUAUUACAGGCUUGCAUCACAGACACAUUAUUUCACUUCUUGGGUUUUGCAUUGAAGACAAUAACCUUCUGUUAGUUUAUGAUCUUUUAACCCGAGGAAGCCUUGAAGAUAAUCUCCACGGUACUCAAAACAUUGGGAAGUUAUUUGGUUGGCACGAGAGAUACAAGGUUGCAUUAGGGGUCGCUGAGGCAUUGGAACAUCUGCAUAAUUCAGCGUCAAUCAUUCACAGGGAUGUAAAAUCUUCAAACAUUCUUCUCUCAUAUGAUUUUGAAAAGCUAUCAGAUUUUGGGCUUGCAACAUUAGCUUCUGUUUCUUCAUGUGAUUUAGAUGGCACUGACAUUGCUGGUACAUUUGGCUACAUGGCUCCAGAAUAUUUUAUGCAUGGAAAAAUUAAUGAAAAGGUUGAUGUCUAUGCAUUCGGUGUGGUACUUCUUGAACUUUUAUCUGGUAGAAAGCCGAUUGACCAUACAAAUUCCAAGGGCCAGGAGAGUUUGGUUAUAUGGGCAAAGCAAACACUGAAGGACGGGAAACCUACUGAUUUACUUGAUUUAAGCCUGCUUGAAACAUAUGAGCGUGAUGAGUUUGAGAGGAUGGUAUUAGCUGCCACCCUUAGUAUCAAACGGGCACCCAGACUCCGUCCUCCAAUUGACAUAGUUGUAAAGCUCCUUCAAGGCGAAGAAGAGGCCAUUGAUUGGGCGAGGCAACAGGUGAACGGAUCAGAGGAAGUAGAUGCAGAUGAUGAACAACAGCCCCCUCCAGCAAACAUACAAUCCUUUAUUAACCUUGCCUUGCAAAAUUUGGAUAGUGAUUCCCUAUCAAGUUGUAGUUCUGAUCAAAACAUAUCUGUAGAGGAUUACUUGUGUGGCAGAUAUAGCCGUUCCUCAAGCUUCGAAUAAUUAUUCUUGUCAUAGCAGACCUUCUCAUGGCUCCUGAAACAUGUCUAUAUCUAUGGAGAAGAGAGGCAACUAACAAGCCACAUGAAAUUCCGUAUUGUAGCAUUUAUAGUUUUAUACUUACAUAUUGUAGCAUUUAUACAGGAAGAUGUAAUAGUUAACACUUAACAGUUUCACAUUAUGUUAAAAUAAAGCAAUCAAUAGCAACAUAUAAUCUUUAGCAG